AUCUUCUGAAAACCCUACAUUGCCCGCAAACUCCGUGCUUCGCCGCUCCGGGUUUUCAGAGAUGAAGGUGAUUGCUGCAUACUUGCUCGCUGUUUUGGGAGGCAACGCCAACCCUACCGCCGAUGACUUGAAGGAUAUUCUCGGAUCAGUUGGGUGUGAGGUUGAGGAGGAUAGGAUUGAGUUGCUCUUGUCCGAAGUCACGGGUAAAGAUGUUGUGGAGCUAAUUGCAGCUGGAAGGGAAAAGUUGGCUUCAGUUCCAUCUGGUGGUGGUGCCGUCGCUGUUGCUGCUCCUGCAGCGGCUGCUGGUGGUGGCGGUGCUGCCCCUGCUGCUGCUGCUGAGACCAAGAAGGAGGAGAAGGUGGAAGAGAAGGAGGAGUCUGACGAUGAUAUGGGUUUCAGUCUUUUUGACUAAAAGGUCUGCUUUCGUCCCUGUAUCAAGGCAUCUCAUCUGCAGUUAGGGGUUACCUUCAAACAUUACAAGUUUUAUGUUGAAGUUUUUAAGACUGUAGGUGGACAUGGAUUUAGAUCUUAUUUGAACUUUGGAAGUUUUGUUCAGAUAAUGAAGUGAAUUUUGAAAAUUUUUGUUAUAGUUGAUUAUUUUCAGAUGUCGUUGCUCAAGUAUUUGCCAAUUAUUGAGAUUGGAUCCUGAUUCAACCUUUAUUUCUGCAUAAAUUGCAUUUGACUAU
This is a messenger RNA of Rubroshorea leprosula, 686 nucleotides long. Lineage: Eukaryota; Viridiplantae; Streptophyta; Magnoliopsida; Malvales; Dipterocarpaceae. The record is from the annotation of a GenBank genome assembly.